AUGUCUUCUUCUUCUUGCUACGCCCGCUACAGCGGCACUUUUGCUACGCCCUACGAGGAGCCGUCCAAACGGACGCCGCCCAGCAUGUGCGACGGGCCAUUGACCGCAAUGGCCGAGCUGUGCACGCUGAAAACGGCAUGGAGACUGCUCAAGGUGACGCCGCUGCUGCCCUCGCUGCCUUACGACUACACAGAGCAGCGGGCCUAUAGGCCGCGGCUCAAGACGCUAAAGUUCACGGCCCAGCCACCAGAACCACCAGAAACUCACCUGUCAUACGCCAAAAUAUUUUAUUCCAGCUUUUAUCAAAAAAGGACCAACUCGAGAAUCCUCAACUCCCUCGCCCUGCUGCGCAAAAUCGACCCUGCGCGCCACACCGAGCUCCGCCUCGUGGAGGACCACGUGCAGGCGCUCGAGUUCGGCACGCCGCCGCCCAGAAACGCCGCAGAAACCGCGAAACAAACGGCCAGACUGAUCAACAGCCUGCGGCUGCUCAACCUCGAAAACACGCUCGAGAAGAACUACGGCCGCGACACCGAGCCGUGUCUCAUGGUGCAGGACCCGGACAUUUGCAACGAGAUCUGGACAGAGCUCAACUUCCUGCGCACAAGCCUCGAGCCGAUCUUGGACAGUCUCCUGUGUACUUCAGAUAUCCCCUCGUCGGCCAGUGUAGAAAGUUUAUAUGGACAUUAA
Messenger RNA from Ogataea angusta, 690 nucleotides. RefSeq lists its product as uncharacterized. The transcript has a single exon. Lineage: Eukaryota; Fungi; Ascomycota; Pichiomycetes; Pichiales; Pichiaceae. The record is from RefSeq and is a predicted model, not a curated record. The coding region runs from base 1 to 690 and encodes 229 amino acids.